CCACCAUGGCGGACCCACAAGACAGAAAGAUAAAAGAUGCACAGAUGCGAGCAACCAUCAAUCAAAAGCUGGUAGAAACUGGUGAAAGAGAAAGGCUAAAGGAGCUACUGAGAACAAGACUUAUAGAAUGUGGAUGGAGAGACCAGCUGAAGGCCCAUUGUAAAGAGGUUGUAAAGGAAAAGGGUUUGGAGCACAUUACUGUAGAUGACUUAGUACAGGAAAUAACUCCCAAAGGAAGAGCUCUUGUGCCAGAUGAUGUAAAAAAGGAACUAUUGCAGAGAAUUAGAACUUUCCUAGCAGAGCAGUCCAACAUCUGAUAACAUGAUGUACUGCGAUCAGAUUAUUACUUUCUACUUUUUACAAUGAAAAGUGGGCCAGUUAACAAAAAACAGAGUAUGAAAACAUCUUAAAAUGUCAAAAGAUAUGUUUACAUAGAAGAAGUACUGAAAAUUAUUGUUGAAUAAGAUCAUACUGGUAUCAUUAAGAAAGGGAGAUAAACAUUUUUUGUAACAUGGAUUUGUGCUUGUGAACAUACCGAAAGUAUUUAUUGUUUUAUAUUACUUCUGUAACUUUCGAUUUGUGAGAUAUUGAAUGCUAUAUAUGUGGUGUGUUGGUGCAUUUGUCACUCAUUUUGUCACAGUCCACGAGUACUGUACAUAUAACGUCGAAAUCCAGUCGUAGGUAGAACAUUAUACCUCACAGGCAAAGGCAUAUUUUUGUGAUUAUGGUGUAGUUUUCAACAUUAUAGUUGUUCUGUUUUAGAAAAUUUUGUUUUUUUGAUAAAUGCUUAACAGUCAUGUUUACUAAUGAAAACACAGGAACAUUCCAUAUACAUUAAAUGGAUCUGUGAUUUUGGCAGAGCGUCUUCCUUUUAGUUGUAUACAUAAUGAAUUCCUUCCAGUCCAAUUAUACAGAAUACUCACAAUGGUAAACAGUAGAUUUAGGCAAGGAAAGUUUGAUUUUGUCUUGAAAUAGGUGUUUCUGUUUCAAUGAAAUCCCCCUAGAUACAUCUCUAUUAGUGGACAGUUUGUAUCUAUAAAAGUUUUAAAGUAAUUGAAAUUAAAAAAAAAAAAUAGUGUUAUUUAGAAUUGUUAUUAUUGUAGUCAUUAUGGGUAGAAAUCUGACCUCUGCCAAGACAGUGUGUAGGAGUUACAGAGAUAGAACAAAGAAGACAACCUCAAACUGUCUCGUAUCACAAUUUAUUUAGAUAGCUUUACUGUAAAACCACCAAUGAGACGUCAUCAAACUGUCUCAUUUACAAACUAAUUUUGAUAAAGUUGACGUUUUUUUUAAAUUGCUGAGAAAAAACAGCAAUUGAGACAAAUAAAACUGUCUCAAAUACACACAUUUAAAUUUGGAUACAUGGUUUGUAAAACAGGAAAGGAGAUCUUAGUGUUUUACUGUCUUAUUAAAGUUGUUCACCACCCAGGAAUUCAUCAUUUGUAUGAUAGUAAUAAUGUCAUGCUUUGCUUGAUCUUGUUGGUAGAAGUUUUUAUACUGUUUAUAGAGUUAUUCAAUACAGAAAUUAUAGAAAAUUUAUUCACUACUUCUAUAUAUUUGUAUUCAUAUUAUUAUAACAUGAUUAUUAUCAUUAUUACAUUUAAUAAUAUGAGUAGAUAUUUUUUGGAGAUGAUAACAAACAUCCUCAUCGCUAAUGCUAUUAUUGUCAUAAUGAAAGGACAAUUUCAACAAAAAGAACAAAUGCUACAGUGAAUGUUCAAUGAAGAUUGUAAUCAAGUUAGUACAGAAUAGAUAUGUAUGUAUAAGGCACGUGUUACCAGAUAGCUAAUACAGAGGUCCUUGUGUAUCAGAUAUCUAAUUUAUUAUUGAUGAGUAAAUAAUUAUUUAGGUGGGCAGAUAUUUGUUAAUUUCUGUGACAUUAUCUCUUCUCUAAAGAUUUCCUGUUGAAAAAACAUGUAAACUAACCGUUGAUGAAUGAUAAUAUGUGAAUUGAUAAUGUUGAUGCAUUCAAACAUAAUACAAUGAUACAUAGGAACAUGGACAUUCUAGUCGAGUUUUCUAGUUCUGUUAAGGAACAUAACUCUUUACAUAAAAGUUUUAGGUUAAAUGGGAAAUUGUUUUUGUUUUGUGUAAGUCUUGAUAUGGUAAAUGCUAUGAUUAGUUUAGAAUGUAGCAUCAUUUCGUCUCACUUCCUCACAUUUUUCCGUGGUGAACACUUGCUGUAAUACGCACACCAACAUCAGAGUUCUCUUUAAGUCGAUAUAUUCGGCAAUUUUUGCAAGAUGAAGUUAGGUAAUCAGGAGAUACAUGUACAUGAACGUGACAAAAUACGUAUGUAUUACACAUAGUUGUAGUAAACAGUUGUUGAAAAUAUAACUAAAUAUUGUUAAGAAGACCAUAUUUUUUGUUAUUUUUUUCAUGUGCAUAAUUUUCAUUAAUUGUACCAUGGAAACUACGACAAACUGUUCUAUCUUAUUUUGAAAGUUAUUUACCGUAGUCACAUAUUUGCCAUUAAUAGUCAAUUAGUAGAAGUUAUUUUUGUAAUUUUAUUUAAAUGAUUUCAUUUGUUAAUUUGCACUUGAAAUUAUGAAGUUUUUGUUUGAUCAGAAAUAGUCUUACUAUAUUUUUGGAUUUUUCCUGCAGUUGAUGUCUAGAUAUUAUUUUGUAGAUACACGAGUAUGAACUAUUUGCACAGUCCUAGAUUUUCAUGGAUAUUUCAAAGUAUCAUAUUCAAAUAAUAGUGUGCAAUCAAAGCCAAAAAGUGGAGAAAAUAGGAAGGUGUGUUGUUUUUAUUGAUGAUGAACUGGUUGGUUAUUCUUCAGACACUGUAUUGUUGUCUCAUUGACCUGCAUCUUAUUUGUUAAUCAGUGCCAUUCUGUAACAAGUUAUUUUAUUUUAAAUUUUGUUUACAGCUAGGUUUAAACCACAACAAAGAUUAAGAAGACCUUGAAUUAUAAUCUUAUCUAAUUACCAAAUCGAAAUUUAAAAUGGUCCCUGAUGUUUGGUUAAAUUGAUAUGCUCAGCUGUGAGUUAACAAGAUUCCGAGAUUCUGUUCAAAUAUAUUAAAUAAAACAACAGAAAUAGAGUUUGCAGAAAGGUUUUUUUCCUUUCCAAUAUUAAAGUAAAAAGAUGUCUACCCCCAGUGGGCAUUAGUGUGGUGGUGUGAUAUUUAGCCAAUGAAUAAACAUACAUCUGUUUUGUAUCAUUUUAUCGUCCUUUUGAUUAAAAAGAAAUUGAUCUUUUUAUACAGCACCUUAAAUGAUUAAAUUUUCAGUUGAUUUUUAAAUUUCAAAGAAUUGGCUCCAUGUUUACAGCUCAUUUCUAAUUUUUAAAUAUGGCAAAUAUUGGUAUCCACUUUGAAUCAUCAAGGAAAGUAACUGUCAAUGUGCAGAGUCACCACCUAAAUAUAUCAAUACUGAUAUUGUCUAUUAUGUUAAUGAUCCUUCCUGAACUGUGUAUAUAUACAUGUUGAUCAAAUAUAUAUUUGUGUAGGGUAUGUAAUGGUUUGGGAUUUCAGUGUUUAUUUUCAGAAAAUGUUCUCAGAAAUAUUCUUUCAUUAUUUUUGUUAUAUAAUGUUCACAGUACCUGUAUUUUACAGUUCUUUACAAGAUACAUAUAUAAUUGUACAUGUUGCCUUUCAUGAACAUGUCACUGAAUUGUAUAAUAAAUAAAUGGUCACCAUGUA
Messenger RNA from Ylistrum balloti, 3646 nucleotides. RefSeq names its product transcription and mRNA export factor ENY2. Gene Ontology annotation, biological process: regulation of transcription by RNA polymerase II; poly(A)+ mRNA export from nucleus; positive regulation of DNA-templated transcription. Gene Ontology annotation, cellular component: DUBm complex; SAGA complex; nuclear pore. Gene Ontology annotation, molecular function: chromatin binding; transcription coactivator activity. The transcript is spliced from 5 exons. Lineage: Eukaryota; Metazoa; Mollusca; Bivalvia; Pectinida; Pectinidae. The record is from RefSeq and is a predicted model, not a curated record. Bases 6 to 317 code for a protein of 103 amino acids.